AUGGCCUUACGUUAUGCACUUCAUCGACCACGACAAGAGCGAGAGGCUCCGUCUCUCGUCUGCAUUCGACGAUACGUAUCGCACCUGGAAGGACCGCAUCUAUAUCCAUAUAUUCGCUGCGGGUGCCCUGGUGACCAGUCCCAAGAGAUAGCACCGGCACCAGCACUGGCAAUCGUCUCACUCGGCUUGUCGGGAUCGACCCACCGGAUCCGCAAGCACCGCCUCCGGAGUUCCUACCUGUCCAGUGUCCACCUACCUGAUUUGCUGGGUGCGACGCACCCGAGCGACCAUUACGCCGUCUGGUUCGUGGCGAAGAGCGGGCAGAGGCGGAAGGACCUUAAGGAGAAGUACAAGAGUCUUAGGAAGAAGAAAGGAGCAUUACGAAGCGAGCCAGGAAGCACGGGAUUAUUCUUGGACCAUAGAGUCCGGAGUGAAGGGCGGCUCAAAGGCUAG
Molecule: messenger RNA, 453 nt
Organism: Cyclocybe aegerita
Lineage: Eukaryota; Fungi; Basidiomycota; Agaricomycetes; Agaricales; Hemipholiotaceae
Source: the annotation of a GenBank genome assembly